Messenger RNA from Cloeon dipterum, 538 nucleotides. Its product is annotated as vacuolar ATPase assembly integral membrane protein VMA21 homolog. Lineage: Eukaryota; Metazoa; Arthropoda; Insecta; Ephemeroptera; Baetidae. The record is from RefSeq and is a predicted model, not a curated record. Bases 124 to 390 code for a protein of 88 amino acids. The transcript is spliced from 2 exons. Gene Ontology annotation, biological process: vacuolar proton-transporting V-type ATPase complex assembly.
GCGAAUAAGAUAGACCGGCGCCGCAGUCGACCACCUGACCGACGAUAACAAACCUGCUAACUCGGCGUGUACGCUCUCGUUGCAUGCCAUUUUCGACAAAUUUACUGACAGAUCUCGCACAAAAUGAUGAAAGAUCAGGAGCCGAUUCUGCCUGAGAGACAGAUGUUCAAGACGGUGUUUUCAUAUUGUGUGCUGAUCAUUGCGGCGCCUGUGCUCACCUUCUUCCUGGCAAAGUACUACUUCUUUGACCUGAUGUUUGGUGACGGUGUUCCCAGCAAUGUUUGGUCGGCGCUCAGUUCAGUGGUGGUGCUUCACGUCGCACUCGGCCUCUUCAUAUACCGCGCGUACUCAGAGGCGACGAUAACAAAACCCACCACUAAAGAGGACUAAAAGAGACUAUUCCUCCAUUUGCAAUGCAGACUAGUCCCUUCACUUCUGACCCCUGUAUUAUAAUUAUAUGUUAUUAUCUAUUGUGUUAAUGUUCUGUCACUGUGAAUCAUUCAUUCGUGUGGUUGAAUAAAUUAUAAAUUUUGUAACA